AUGUUUGCUUUAAUAUUUUUCGCUAUUACAUUUGGUUUUAUUAUUAAUUUCAUUCGUAAAUUUAAUAAAAAACCUGAAGGUCUUGAGAAUAUUCCAUAUAUUUCAUUUAUUUCUUUAUUAAAAAUAUUGUGGGCUUAUUUCCAACAAAAAAAUUACGAUGAAGUUGAAGAUUUAGUUCAAGAACUUAUAGGAGGUCAUCAUGAUAUUUAUUUGAGUCAGUUCGGCAUUGUUCUCAACAAUCCUGAAUACGCUAAAAUUUUAUUAACUGAAUCAGAGGAUGUUGCUAUCAAGUACUAUUCAAAAACUGAUAAUGUUUUUUUUGAUAAAUUUUUCGGAUGUGGUUUAUCAUUAACUAAUGGAGACAAAUGGAGAUCUACUAGAAAAUUAGCGGAUUCUGCAUUAAAUCUUGCUUCACAUCAAUAUCCAGAGGUUGUUGGUGAAAUUACAAUGGAUCUUUUUACUUUCAUGAACCCAAAUUUAAAUCGACCAAUUAAUAUAAUCGAAUCUAUGCGACGUAUUUCAAUUGAAGCAUUGGGAAAAUUUGCCUUUGGAUAUAAGUUUGGGUGUUUAGAGUCUCAAGAAGUUCCUCGUCUCAUAAGUGUUUAUGACUAUAUUGUUUCAGUUCUUGGAUCUCCUUUCCGUCUUGUAUUUCCAUGGAUAAGUGAAUUACCUUUAGAAUCUAACAAAAAAUACUUGGAUGCUAUUAAAGAAUUUGAUGGAUUCAUUAAUGAUAUUAUAGAGACGAAAAGAAAUGAGAUGAAGAAAGAUUCUUAUAAUGCCACUACAACGGCAUUGAGUGUUUCGCUUUAUUUUCUUGCAAAAUAUCCAGAAAUGCAAGAAAAAGCACGAGCAGAAGUAAUCCGUAUUCUUGGUAACGAACCAAUUAUACCAAGUUUAGAUCAAUUAAAGGAAUUGAAAUAUGUCAAUGCAAUUAUUAAAGAAACUUUACGAACCCAUCCACCGACACCAAUAUUAACUGUUAGAAGAUUAAAGAAGCCAAUUAAGGUUGGCUCCUACAUUUUACCAAUAAACUCUACAUGUAUGAUAAAUACUUGGAAAAUUCAUCGUGAUCCAAAAUAUUGGGAAAAUCCUAAUCAAUACAACCCUGAAAGAUUCUUAUCAAGUGACGAAAAAAGAGACAAAUUUGCUUGGAUUCCUUUUUCUGCUGGUCCAAGAAAUUGUGUCGGACAAAAUCUCACUUUAUUACAACAAAGAGUUGUUCUUUCAAUGUUCCAUUUACAUGGUGCUUUUGUAGACCAUACAGUUGGAUUAACAGCAGAAAAAAUAUUUGAUAUGUAG
Molecule: messenger RNA, 1299 nt
Organism: Rhizophagus irregularis DAOM 181602=DAOM 197198
Lineage: Eukaryota; Fungi; Glomeromycota; Glomeromycetes; Glomerales; Glomeraceae
Source: RefSeq, a predicted model, not a curated record